This is a messenger RNA of Hippocampus zosterae (dwarf seahorse), 3485 nucleotides long. Its product is annotated as E3 ubiquitin-protein ligase RNF31-like. Gene Ontology annotation, molecular function: ubiquitin protein ligase activity; K48-linked polyubiquitin modification-dependent protein binding; K63-linked polyubiquitin modification-dependent protein binding. Gene Ontology annotation, biological process: protein linear polyubiquitination. Gene Ontology annotation, cellular component: LUBAC complex. The transcript is spliced from 25 exons. Lineage: Eukaryota; Metazoa; Chordata; Actinopteri; Syngnathiformes; Syngnathidae. Bases 185 to 3304 code for a protein of 1039 amino acids. The record is from RefSeq and is a predicted model, not a curated record.
AAAUCGUAAACCACGACGGAAAUACAGUACACUCGAAGCAUUUUCAAUACACUUUUAAUGUGAAAACCAAACCGGACCGGACCAGAAGUAGCGUUGGAUCUGAACUUCCGACUUCGUUCUGCCGAUAUGACUACUGUACUCGAUUAAGUUCAGUUUAUUUGCAGUGAGUAGCAGCAUUGGGCAGAUGGAGGAGGCAAGGAAUAGAGCCAUAGCCUACCUUACCUCAGGACUGGGCCAGGGCGGAAAGGCUGAGGCCCAGUUGAUGGCCAGCUACCCACUGCCGCUGUCCCAGAAGUAUCGUCACCUCAUGGUAGAGACAAUGCUGAGGGAAAAUGUGUCUGGCAGCAGCAGAGCUCAGGUGUUGGAUUCAUUGAAUAAUUUGAUGAAAGCCUUGAGCAUUUUGGAAAAGUAUGGCUACAACCUGACCAGCGUCACUAGGCCCAAGUACUGGCGCAGUGUCAAGCACAACAAUCCGGUCUUCAGAUCCACCGUGGACGCCAUCCAGGGCGGGCGGAGGGUGCUCUUCCUUUACGGCUACACCAAAGAGCAGUCGGACGGCCUCAGCUUUCCCGAUGAUGUCGCCGAGCCUGAUCGCGACACAGUCGCCAAGGUGACGCUGGAAGUCAUGACGUUUCGCAGGGAGCUGGAAAUGCUCAUUAAGGGCACGCAUCCUCAUCGAGAAGUCUUCAAAGAGUUGGUCCCUGAGUUGGCCGGACCGCAGGAUGCGACGGUGACUGAAGCCCCCGUAACCGUACCAGAAGAGAAGAAGUCAUCACCCAAGCCGCCACCGCCGCCCUUGAUGCCCAAGCCCAACUUAGCAGCAGUCGCCGGACAAGCUCCGGAACCGCCGUCGUCAUCGGACCAGUGCAACCUGUGCGGAGGCUCGGCAAUGGUCGUCUGCCCCUCGUGUGCCAACCAGUCCUUCUGUGAUGCGUGCGACGACCUCUUCCAUCGUCACCCGGCGAGGACCAGUCACAAGCGAGAGCGAAGACUGAAAACAAUGCAGGGAAUGUGUUCCAUCUGCGGCGUGUCACCCGUGCAUGCUCAGUGCGCCACAUGCGAACACACGCUGUGCCUGAAAUGCGAUGGCCUCUUCCACUCGCACCCCGAGCGCAAAGGUCACACCAGGACAGUGCUCACACCCGCCAAGACGAACAGCUCGACGCCCUCCAACGCAGAGUGGCAGUGUAAGAGCUGCACGGUCAUCAAUCAAGGCAGCAGUAUCCUGUGUGAGGUGUGUGAGCGCCCCCGUCUGGCCCCUCGCCCAUUGAUCAACCUGGGUUUUUCCAGCCUGAGUUCUGGUACGGACACCCGCGGACAGUCUCCUUGGACGUGUCGGUUCUGCACCUUUGUCAACCCCGCGUCCGCAGAGGCGUGCAAGGUGUGCAGCUCUCUGGGUUCACAGUCAGAUGCACCCCCGCACCCCCCAAAGGCCUCAGGUGAUGCCAAGCAUCAAGGCAACCCACCCAGGCCCAAGCCAAGAGCCAGUUUGGAUCUGAAGAGGCAGGAACGCAUGAGGGAAGACGGGCUCAAGCUCGUGCGCCAGAUCAAAGAAGCCGAGAAGCACGGCAUCAGCCCCGAGGAAGUGUACGCCGCGCUGCGCGCGUGCGGCGGCAGCAGCGUGGACCCGUGUGAUUGGCAGGCGUCGGAACUGCCGCACCUGCUGGACGAGCUUUGCGCCUUGGCCGCCUCGGUGCAGGUGAGCGCCUCGGCCGGCGGCCAAGCCGUGAAGCUCUCCAAAGCCGAGGCCAAGCUGGCCUGGUUGGCGUCGGGGGGUGACACCGAGCGAGCCGUGACGCAGCUGCUCAGAGACCGACAGAUGAAGAUGGCGGAGCUCCACUCUCUGGGCUUUCGGGACGCAUGCCAGUGCGAGGAGGCCCUGCUGCAAAGCGGCGGCGAGGUGAAAGGAGCCCUGUCUGUGCUGCAGCGACCCCUACUGGACGCUUUCCAUCAGCGGAUCUGGAACGAGCAGCCCGAGCCACCCGUGGACCCCAACCACCCCAACAAAGAGCGGAUGUGCCGACGUCUGCUGGCGCUGUACGGCCUGCCCAGCUGGGGGCGCUGCGAGCUGACCCUGUCGCUGCUGCAGGAGCCCGGCGUUGCCUACUCGCUCGAGGACGUGGUGCAAGCGGUCAGGGAGUCGCACGACCGCGAUUUCAUCAGGCGUGUCCUCAACAAUAAGUGUCCGUGCUGCCUCAGCAUCUUCCCUCGGAGCAAGAUGCAGUCUCUGACGUCAUGCCAGUGCUCGGUGUGUCUGGACUGCUUCACGCAGCACUUCACCAUCAAGGUGCGCGACGGGCACAUCUGGGAAAUGGUUUGUCCCAUCUGCCGCGGGCCCGACAUCACUGAUCCCGAGCAGCUGGACAGUUACUUCUUCACGCUGGAUAUCCAGCUGCGGGGUUGUCUGGAGCCUGACGUCUACGAGCUCUUCCACAGAAAACUGACGGAGCACGCGCUGAUGAAGGACCCCAAGUUCCUGUGGUGCUGCCACUGCGUCUCGGGCUUCAUCAAUGAAGGCGACCAACUGAAGGUGACAUGUCUGUCGUGUUGCAACAGCUUCUGUGCCAAGUGCAAGAAAACGUGGGAGCCUCAGCACCAGGAUCUGACCUGCGAGCAAUUCCAUCAGUGGAAGCGGGACAACGACCCCGAGUACCAGAGGCAGGGCCUGGCUGGCUACCUGAGGGACAACGGCAUCACCUGUCCUCAUUGCCGCUUCCAGUACGCGCUGACGAAAGGCGGCUGCAUGCACUUCACUUGCUCCCAAUGCAGGUACCAGUUCUGCAGUGGCUGCAACAACCCUUACUACACGACGGGCUGCAGGACCGAACAGUGCCACUUCAAGGGCUUCCACACUCACCAUCCUCGCGAUUGUCUCUUCUACCUAAGAGACUGGGAGACCACACGGCUGCAGGCGCUGCUGCAAAUGAGAGGCGUGGAAUUCAACACAGAACCUUCUGACGAACUGCAGGCGGGCACUUGCGGCGUGAUGGAGCAGAAAGAGGAAGGAGGUCAGCUCGUCGACUCGCCCUGUGGCAUCCAGACUCAGCCCGGCCAGGCCGGACUCUGCGGCAAACACUACGGAGAGUACCUGGUCAGUCUGAUCAACGCCCACUCGCUGGACCCCGCGCUUGUCUACGACGCACACGACUUGAUCCGAACCUGCGAACGCCACCACGUGGAGAUGCAGAGGGCCGACAACGAAGACGACGACACCUACCACGCUCGACUGCGCAAGAAACUAAUGGAGAUUCCUCUGGGCGAAAAGGUUCCCAGGAACGCAACGCACCACCCUGACACAAGCUGAGCCAACAUAUAACGGUUAUUUUGAACUAGCUGCAUACCUCAUGAGUCAAUGUUCAUCAAGUUUGUCAGCAAAGAAGAAAGAUAUUUAUUUGGCAUUAUCUAUCCCGUUUCUACGUACUUAACUGUGCCAAGAUGAUCAUUUUUGUGCUUUAUUGAUCAAUAAAAAUAUACUGUCCAAACAA